CCCGUCGGCGAGUCGGGCAAGUCUCGCCCACCGAAUGCGGUCAGAGUUUCGGAACACACCCGCCUUCUCGACUCUUUUGAUUCUGUCAACGAAGCGACAAUACUUUCGGGGUCGGUGAUCGCACUCCGGCGAACGAAAACGACGGCGGGCAAGGCCGGCUCGGCGCGGCGGCAAUGGCAGCGAUGGCGGCGACCCGACACUCGCUGCAGUGCGAGCUGUUCCGACCGAACGACGAGCGUCUUGUCGACGUCGUCAACGUCGUCGAGGCGACGAAACGCAAGAAAAUGAGCCUUCUGUGCGCCGUGGUGAGCACGGACAAGCCCGUGCGCGUCAGUUUAUGCCAAGUGAAGAGCACCGACAAGGAUCUCUACAAGAAGAAACACAGCUGGUCUUUGCGCGACCUACGCCUCGUGGACGGCCGGAAAGCGGACAGCGCCGAGUUCGAUUUGCACUUCGAUAAAGUUUACAGGUGGCAAGCCAGGAACAUACAGGAGCGCAAUGAUUUUUUGCGCUGCCUAUACCGCUUGUGCGUCCACUAUGCGCCACAGCAGCAACGUCCCCGUUUCGAGAAUGUGCCCAAGACGCUGCUGGAAGACGAUGGCCGGGCUCUGCUUUUGGAGAAGGUGGUCGCGGACGAGGUCGAUGACUAUCAGGCGCUGACAGCACGCGAGGAGGCUGACCUGGAGUGCCUGAUGGCCAAGUAUGAGUUUGCCAUUCACAAUGCUGAAGAGUUCACCGAGCAGCUUGCUCGUGAACUGGCUGCGCUGGACGCCUCCAACGUGCAUACCAUCAUGGAGUCUGAACGGCGGGUACAGAAGCUCAUGGAGAUGACACAGGUGGCGCUAGACGAGGUGUGCCGCCUUGAACGCCGUCUGGAUGCAUACGAGCAUCUGCUGCGCACUGUCCGUGACAGCGUGCUGCGAAUGGAGGAGAAGGAUGCCCUGCUGCACGUGCAGAACGAGAACAACGUCCGCCUCCUGCACGAGCUGGAGACUCUCGUUAAUCAGCUCGACCUGCCGCAUGCGCACCAGGUAGCCCUUCUUAAUGGAGACUUGUCCAGCCAGGAUGGCAUUCGUGCCUGCACUGCAGCUGCCCGGGCUCUCGAGGAGGCCUGCAGCGCACAGACCCGCCCAGGCCUGUCCAAGAUGGCUGCCGUCCAGGAGCAGACGAAGCUCCUGGAGAAGCUGCGGGACAAGUUCAGCACCACGCUGUCACACCACCUCAACAAGCUGUUCCUGAGGUUAGCCUCGGAAACAAGCCAGUGCGGUGAGGUGACACUUGUCAAGCACACGGGCUGCCACAAUGAACUGCGACCCUACAGCGAGCUGAUGCUAUGGCUCUCGCGGGCGCCUGACCCAACGCGAUUUGCACAGCUCCAGAAGAACUACAUCAACACUAUGAGCAAGCUCUAUGAACGAGAGCUCCACAUCUUCUUUGAGCAGGCCAAGGACAGGCUCACCUCAAAGCCCAUGACGGGCACGCUGGACCGACGGUUAUCAAGCAUCCAGCAGGCGGAGACAACGGAACCGAUGGAGAAUCGCUUCGAUGCAGUUCUGGAGCGUCUGCUCAGCAUGCUGGAGCCUGUUUGCCUGGCCGAGCAGCAGUUUUGUGCGGCCUUCUUCGGGCUUGGCUCAGCGCGGCUUCCUGGCUCCGUGAGCAGCCAGCCAGCAGCGGCGGGCAUUGGGUACUCGACGCCUGUACGGGCCGCCUCAGACGAAGCCUUGGCUUCGGUUCACCGCAAGGAGCGUCAGAUCAACGAGGAGCUCCGCCGCAUGAUGUCAGCCCUCUUCCCGACGCUGGAGGCCAAGCUGCAGAACUUUCUUGAGACGUAUGACAAGUUGGAUGGGGUGUACUCAAUGCACCUGCUGGUGCGGCUCAACCAGCAUGUCAUGUCGGCGCAGGACACCGGUUCUUUCCUCAGCAUGGCCUUCGGCACCGUGGUAGUGCAAGCCAAACGUAACUUCGACAGAUACAUGGCUGACAAGGUGCGGGCAGUAGAAGAGGCCAAGGCACCGAAGCGCUCCAAGUGUGGCCUCCUGCCUUUCCUCAACCACUUUGAAGAAUUCGCCAAGCAAGCAGAGGCCAUCUUUCGCCAAUCCGAGCGUCGUGCCGACCUCGACAAGUGGUACACACGCCUGGUUCGUGCCAUGUUUGACGCCAUCGGCCGCAUCGCCCUUGAGCACCAAAGAACGCCCCCUGAGGUUGUUCGACUAGAGAACUUCCACCAGCUGUACACGUUGCUCUACCAACUCAAGAUUAGCUGCCUCGAGGCUGAGCGUCGCGAGGCGAAGCAGCGCUACAGUGAGGCGCUGCAGGCCUACGUGACGCACUACUUCGGCCGGCCCCUGGAGAAACUGAACCUGUUCUUUGAGGGCGUCCAGAGCAAAGUGGCGCAGGGCGUCAAGGAGGAGGAGGUGGGAUACCAGCUGGCAUUCAGCAAGCAGGAGCUGCGCAAAGUGAUCAAAGAGUACCCGGGAAAAGAGGUGAAGCGCGGACUGGAGGCCCUGUACCGCAAGGUCGAGAAGCACCUCUCAGACGAGAGCAGCAGCCUGCUACAAGUGGUGUGGCACUCGAUGCAGGACGAAUUCAUCCGCCAGUACAAGUCACUCGAGGCGUUGGUGCAGCGCUGCUACCCGGGGUCCAUGAUUACCCUCGAGUUCACGAUAGAUGACAUCCUCGCUUUCUUUUCGGACAUUGCUCGUUCCCACUAAUGGCCUUUUCAAUGUGACACAAGAUUGUGCACUUUAAAUGGACUUCCACGGGGGAGACAUGCUCAUUUAGAACACUUCUGUGGAGGAAGCAUGAAAGAGUGCAUGUAUGGCCAUUAAGCUAAUUGUUAUUGCCUCGUACCAAAGGUGUCGAUUGAAAGCUGAAAUUGAAUUGUACGUAUUGUUUGCAUCUAAUUGUGAUAUUGAAUGAUGUUUCACUGGCACCGCAAGAUAGGUUGAACUGGGUUACUGCGACAAUAAGAAAUGAGUUUUUGAUGCUUUGAAUAAACAAGAACUAAGCCUUAUUUAUGUAUAUUACAGGGUGAGAUAUGGCCAUGUGAAGUUAAGUUUGCUGUGUUACCUGCACUGGGGGGGGGGGGGGGGGGGGGGCUUUUUUAGUGAAAUAGAAUUGUUUUGGUGCUCCAAGAGCCAGGUUGCACUAGACGAAGUAUUGCUAGAGGAGUAUUGCUGGAGGAGUGCUUCAAUGAUGCACUGUCGUGGCUGACGUCUGAAGCGGUAUUCUCAGUCGAUAACUUUCGGGGACCCGAGCACAUCUGUGACAGUUCAUGUGGCUCGGCACUAUUCACAUUGGCAGACUAGCUAGACUAGACUAGCUGCAGCGUGCUUUUCGCAGUGUGAGAAAUGCUAUUACCUGAAGGCACUGAUGUAUCUGGUGCUAAGUCGUGUGAAAUCUUGUGAAAGUGAUCAUAAUCUCGAAGCAGAUCGAUUGAGGCUAUGGCUUAGUGAAAAUAUUUUGACACUUUGUGAAUACCUAAGUAUUGGGGCACAAGAACAUUGCCACGAACUUUGCAUGUUACCAGUUCAUUAGCAUGCAAAUGAACUGGAAGUAGUUCUUGCAUACUUGUGAAGUCUUAAACACAGUGUGGCUGUUCUGUUCUUCCUGAACUGUCCAGAGACAAGGCGAUCCUUUGGAAUAUAUUUAGACAAGAAACAUUACAUAUAAUAACUCUGUCAUAUUGAAAUUUGUGUGGCCAUAUGAAAUGUGAAGCUGGAAUGCAUUAAAAGCUCAAGUGCAAAGUGGGUAAUGGCGUGGUUACGCAGGCUAGAUCUCUAGCACUUCCUAGAUAACAGCAAGCCGGCGCGCUUUGAGGCAUGAUGUCAUGUGGAGAUUUCAAGAUCCGAUGUAUCUCAACAGAAGAUGUAGACAACGCCUCUUAUGGUCAUAUUUUUUUUCAAGUCACAGCUUAACAGUUUACCUGUGCUACUUGAGCCGUGGCAUCUUUUGGGAUGAGAUUUGAGGCCUACGGGAUGCCAGCAGCCCACAAACCUCAACAGGGGACAUGGACAAUGCCUCGUGCAAACGCAUUUCUUCUAAGGCCCGGUUUGCACUGGGAGCAUACCCCUGUGUAGGUGAUGCCAGUCAGAGAUGAAAGUUAUUCAGCUACCUUUGGUUUUGAAGCUACCAGCUCGCAAUAAUAUACUGAGAGCUUCGUAAGGUAAUGCAUAAGUACAUCAAGAGGGUGGAAAGAAAGGGAGGGGGAUAGAAACCUUUGCGAUUUUAGCAGCUGUGCAUCAUUGAUAGCUUUUGUGCAACUUUGACCCUGUUGCUGGUUUACAAUUGCAGUGUGGCAUAGUGCAGCAAGAGGCAAGUGCUCAAAUGCAGAUUUUUUUAUCUAAUGAAGGACCGCAUGAAACUUGAGGGCAUGUAAAGGGUGAGAGUUAUCAGCGUGCAGACAGAAACCGAGCAGGAUUGACAGCAAAUAUGGCAAAGACAGUCAUUUGCUGCAGCCUUCAGUAAUCCAAGUAUCCCAAAGUUUAUAAGCACCUAUAGAAUGAAAACGGCAAUCUAUGGCUAGUUUGCGAAGCCUUUAUUGUGGAAUGAGAGUAUGUAUCAGCACAAGUUGCUUGAGUUGCUAGUUUAACUUGCUGCUGAGAACUGUUCAUGACCUUUUAAUUGACAGUGGACAAUACCCUGACCUCAUUUUUUGGUCAUACCCUGUCACUCACCAACUUUGAGAAAUGCACUGAAAGUGAUGGGUUACAGCAACCAUCUAGAAACAGCAGAAGAGGGGCUCGAUUGUUGCCUGCUGCUGCUGCUUCAUUUGUUGUGGUGCUGGCUGAAUUAACACAAUGGGCAAGUCGUCCUCAUUUCUCCAAGACGUGCAGGCAGAUUUUCAUUGCUGAUUUUCUGCUGCACUCUGUAGCUUCCACUAUGCUGUGUGAAAUAGGUCAGGUGGAGUAUGGCUUACUUUCACUGGUGGCCUUUGCAUGUUGUGGGCUUCUGUGCUCAAGUCCCACCUUGAGAGCUGCCUUCGGAAAUAUGCUGUAACAACUACAAAAACUGGAAUUGAAGUGCUUCUUUAGAGGGUGUGAGAGUGUGUGCUUUCUAUAGCUUAAGCUGAAUGCUAUGUCAUUGUACAAGAUGUGUCACAUGAAAUUCAAGAUUCUGACUUGUAUCUUUCUGUUGCAUGUAAUUGCGGUAUUUGACAGUAGGCCAUUGUCUUAAAAGGAAGCUUUAGCUCGGGCCCGACUCCGACGCGGCCUAUUCAAAUACAUGAAAAAUGCAAAAACGUUUUUCUGAGAUAACCUCUGGACCAAUUUUAAUUAAAUUUGUUGCAUUUGAGAGAGAAAGUUAAAAUAUAGUGGCUGUUGAAAGGGGAAUAUUGAUUGAGGGCCUGAAUUUUGCUAGAAAGAUUUUCAAAAAUUUGAAAGUUCGAAAAAAAGAUAGAAGCGUGAAGUUUACAAAUUAAUAGCUCUGCAUCAGAAACAGAUAUCGUGGUUCUCCUAGACCAUUGAAAAUGGACAAAUUGGGUAUGUCAAUUUGUUACAUUGUGUGCAAGGGUUCUGCAAAAGCUAUGUUUCCAUAUUACUGAGUUUUUUUAGAUUCAUGUGCAACAUAUCAAUUUUGCCAUUUUAGAUACACUAUUAGAUGCAAUUUACAUAAUUGUGAUAUCAUUUUUCAUUGCUGAGUUGCAGAGUUGUAAACUUGAUAGUUUCAUUUACUGAAAAUUUCCGAUAUUUACCACUUUUUAAUAAAAAAUUGACAGCCUAAAUCAAAAAUUCGAAACCAACAAUCACUAAAUUAAGUUUUUCUUUUAAAUGCUACAAACUUCACCAAAUUUGGUGCAUUGGUUGCUGAGAAAAAUUAAUUCUCCUUUUACAUGUAUUUAGACUGAUGCGCCCGAGCUAAAGUUUCCGCUUAAGAAGAAUUGCAUGACUCUGCAGUCAGUCAAAGUAAAUCAUGGGGUGAAAGUGGAUUUUGGGCACUGCUUACACCUAACACACCUUGCCCCUACUACUAAAGGUUUAUAGCCAAUACAGUUGCAUAUUGCUUGCUAUUGAUGUUUCAUUCUGAUAGUAUUUCAUUGCUGUUUUAGAAAUGCCCCUAAUGCUUGGCCAACAGCAUUGUCAAGAGGCACAUGAUUGAUCACAAGCUGCAAAUAAUCAUCUGGGUGCUGGCCCCCAUGGUACUGACCAAUUUAAGCCUAAAGGAAAGCAUUACUGUAGGUUUUAAAUAUCGAAAUGCACAGGGACAAAGAAGUCAUUGAUCUUAGCACCCAGUGAGCUGAUUUUGAAUAAUUUUGUUGCGCUUAAAGCAAAAAUUCAGAUAUACCAAUGGCUCCGAUCAUAUUCUUUACUUGGGCCAAUGUUUUUAUGAAGGUUGCUAAAAAUUGGGAAGAAAAUGAGUUUAUUUUAUGACUGUAAAUUGACAAAGGUAGAUAUCAGAGUUAUGCAAACUGCAUCUAUUGAGGUGUCAGACAUAAAUUAUAUGUCACCUGUCAUUGUCUUACCAGCAAUUGCUUGGUAGAACUUCUGCAGAAUUAUUGUAAACGAAGUACCAAUUGCAUGUAAGCUGUUAACCUCUAAUAGAUGCAACUUAUAGAACUUCCAAUAGCUGUAUUGAAUGAAGCUUUACACGUUUGUAGAACUUGAUGCAUAUUGUCUUUUUAUUUGCUGAUAUUCUGAGGUUUUGAUAGAAUAUGCGGGACCCUGAAUGAAAAUUCUUCUAGCAUUUGGUAGAACUUUAUUUUCUUAAAUGCAAUGAAAUCGUAUUGGAAUAGAAAAGUCAGAGCCUACUUUGUGUCGGGGUGUUCUCUUAAAUAUAAGGCUGGUAAGCCAUAAUCUUCAGCACUUGUAUAUUAAAGUGUGACAGUUUUAAUGCAUUGUGUAGGAUGGAUAAAACUUUAUUGGAUCUAUUUAAAUGUGCUUGGGCCCCUAGACAUCCGGGAGCCCCCUGGCCGACAUCUCUAGGCAAGCACGGUCCACCAGCCAGAGCUGGUCAUCCGAGCAAGUGGCCCAAAGAGCGGUCUCCCACAACAAAAAGUAAGGGUUGGGAAUAGGCUCUACCACGAUGGGGGCGUGGGGCAGCUCCACAAACAGUGGAAAAGAUCGGUCCGGGGCGCUCGGCAGGUGGUACAUUGUGGAUUAUGGAGACCAGGGAGACCGUUGUGUAUGUGCCUGUGUGAAUGGCUAGUACAGUAUUAAUUUUAUUUUGCAGGAUAUGCUGGUAAGACCAGCAAUCAAUGUUCUUUAUGGAAUAUAGGAAAGUGUUGGCUCAUCUGUUGGCCUACUGAUGCCCAAAAAGAAUAGUUGGUGAGCCUGUAUUUCGUACCACUUUCUGUGGAGUGACACAGUAAUCUUGUUAAAGAUAUUGAGCGAGCAUGUACUUGCCAAAGAAAAGGGUAUUGUACACAGAAGUCUGUGCAGGGUUUUUCAAAGAUGUAAUAAAGACUUUCUUGCAGA
Messenger RNA from Dermacentor andersoni, 7412 nucleotides. It is a transcript of the gene Sec3, whose product is annotated as exocyst complex component Sec3. Gene Ontology annotation, molecular function: phosphatidylinositol-4,5-bisphosphate binding. Gene Ontology annotation, biological process: exocytosis; Golgi to plasma membrane transport. The record is from RefSeq and is a predicted model, not a curated record. Gene Ontology annotation, cellular component: plasma membrane; exocyst. NCBI's taxonomy places the organism in Eukaryota, Metazoa, Arthropoda, Arachnida, Ixodida, Ixodidae.